Austrofundulus limnaeus is the source of this 999-nucleotide messenger RNA. RefSeq lists its product as uncharacterized. NCBI's taxonomy places the organism in Eukaryota, Metazoa, Chordata, Actinopteri, Cyprinodontiformes, Rivulidae. The record is from RefSeq and is a predicted model, not a curated record.
GACGAAGACAUGGAUGAGCCACUGUUGCUAAGAUGCAUUAUUGAUGAAAGCGAUAUAAGGAAAGUUACCUUUGAACAAAAACCUGACUCAGUUGAGGAAUUAMAAAACAAGCUUAAAGACAAGCUACAGCUUCAAUAUGACUUUCGGCUGCAAUAUGAAGACCCUGAUUUCAACAAUUCCUACUGCAACCUGACAGAAAUUCAAGAUUUACCCCAAAGGGCUACUUUGAAAGUCAUCCCCCUUAUAACAUUGACUGUUACAACUCUGUCACCAGUCCCUGCAUCUGACAGUGAGGGAAGCUCGGCUGAUACAGACAUUCUGCCAACUGCUGGAGACAGUCCUCUGUCAAGUAGAAAGCAGUGGCCGGAGUUUUUUGAUAUUCCAAACUUUGCGGUAGAUGUUGAGUACAGACUUAGGCAGGGAGACCUUGCUUUUAUGAGGGAUGGCACUCACAUGAACGUGCCCCGUGACAUGAAACACGACAUCCUUGAGAAACUUGCAGAAACUAUAUAUAGCUUCAAAGCUUACCCGGAUGACAAGGACUUCAGCAGCGUUGCUAUGGCACUUGUCAGUAAGCACCCUGGUCUGACAGAGCCUGGUCCUCAGCCUGGAUGGUACGGCUGGAAAAACAGCCUCAAGUUCAAGAUGGGGAAUUUUCGCUCUAAGCUUCGUAAAGCUGGGUGCGAUGAUGUGACAGUCAACGGUGGAAAAAGGAGCCAGAUGAAUCCUGAAGGGGAGSCUUCCAACAAGAAUAUUAAACGGCCAAAAAGAGGCGAAGUAAAUUAUUUUCCAAAUGUGCCACAAGGCCAUAACGAAGAAAACAUUGACAGUKGUYGAAAAUGUUUGGUUGAGGAAAUGAAGAAGAAGCAUCCAAACGUCUCUUACAUCGCACAAGUAAUGAAUGACACAUUCCCGAUGCGCAGACAAGAAAUUGUGAAGAACGAGCCGUCCAUCCAAUUAAUGAUUGCCAGAUGGCCUGCACUGUUCACAGAAGGACAG